UAUGACUGCCGCGAAGUUUCGUUUUGAUCUUUUUGAUCCAGAUAUUCGUCCUGCAUUAAUUAAUUGUCGUUAUAUUAAUUUGCCUUUUGAUCUUCCAGUGAUUUGUAAAGAAAUCAAUGUACUUCUGACGGAUUGUGCUCUAACAUUUUUUGAAGACAACUCUAAUUCUGAGAGUUUGACAAAAUGUGCCCAUAAUGCAAAGAUUAUUCUAGACAUAUGUUGGGAAAAGAUCAACACAGGCCAUUGGAAAGAUGUAGAUAAGAACUGGCGCUAUGCUUACUCACUGGGGUCUUUGUUCAAAGUUCUGUCCCUUAUGUUGGACAAAAAGGUUAAUAAAUCAGAUGUGAUAAAAGCUUGUGACAUGGGAUUAUUGAUGGGUGCUCCUGUUAUGCAGAAUAUUUUGAGCUGCAUUGCAUCAAAAUUGUCUGCCAUUGCCUCAAGCAGAUCCAAUUUAGACAAAUCAUGUACUAGUGAGGUGAAACGUCAAAAGAUUGAACACAUAACAGAAAAUGUGGAAUUGAAGUUCAAAGUCAGUGAGCGAAAGAAUGUUUCAUGUGAUGAAUUUUAUAGCAACUAUAUUGAUAAAAACCUCCCUGUUGUGUUAUUAGAUGCCAUUGCAGAUUGGCCAGCAAUGUCAUCUUCCCCAUGGAGUGUUGAAUCAAUUUUGGAAAAAACAAAAUAUCGUACAGUUCCAAUUGAAAUUGGCUCUAAAUAUACGGAUGAUAGUUGGACCCAAAAACUCAUGACUAUGGAACAAUUUGUAAACACAGUAUAUAAAAUCAAACUCUGUACAAAGAAAUUGGAUAUCUUGCUCCAGCAUAAUAUAUUUGACCAGAUUCCAGAGUUGCUUAAGGAUAUUAGAAUACCAAUGUAUAUAUCAAAAGAAGCAAAUGAGAAAAAUGUCGACAUAAGUAUUUAUUUUGGGCCUAAGGGUACAGUCUCGCCUCUGCAUCAUGACCCUAAGCGCAAUUUACUAGCUCAGGUGAUUGGAGAAAAGUAUUUGAGAUUGUUUCCUGAGGAAGCAACUGAGCAUUUAUACCCAAGAAUAAAUACUUGGUUAAGCAAUACUAGUCAGAUUGAUGUGGAUAAUCCAGAUCUAGAAACUUUUCCCCUUUAUGCAAAAGCUGUAUAUGAAGAAUGCAUCCUAAAACCUGGACAGGUAUUAUACAUACCACCUGGUCAUUGGCAUUAUGUUCGCUCUCUAAGUGUGAGUUUGUCGAUCAGCUUCUGGUGGUGAAAACAAACUGUGGCAAAACGAAAUGUUGAUGUGGUGGUGAAGACGAAAUGUUGAUAUGGUUGGUGGUGAAGACAAAAUGUUGAUAUGGAUGGUGGUGAAGAGGAAAUGUUGAUAUGUGUGGUGGUAAAGACGAAAUGUUGAUAUGGAUGGUGGUGAAGAAAUAAUGUUGAUGUGAUGGUGAAAAUGAACUGUUGAUAUGGAGACCAAGACGAAAUGUUAAUGCAUGACAAACAUAUAGUUCUAUUCAGUGAGGAAAUUAAUGUGUAUUAACUUGUAAACUGCAAAUAAAAAACUUUUUUCUUUUUGUAUUUUGCAUAGCAUAUGCUUGUUUUGUAUUCUUUAAAUAAAUACAAAAGACAUUUGAAUGUCAAAGUUUUACACUCUCUUUCUAAAAUUUAUAACACUUGAUACAAGGUUGAUCCAAAGAUCGUCUUUAGUUUUUAGGGCUGCAAUUCCGGAAAAUUUUCUGGGAGAGCGCACACCAAGAUUUCCGAAGAGUGGCCCCCAAACCUCUCCUCCCUCUAAUAAUACCAAAGAUCUUCUAAAACUUGUGUUUUAAAAGCCAACUUCAAAAAUGUUUCAAGUGAAUGUCUCUCCCGGGUAUAAGCCCCAAAUCUCUCUUCUCCUACCCUAACUCUAAACUUUACUAAAGAUUGUCUAA
Molecule: messenger RNA, 1898 nt
Organism: Uloborus diversus
Lineage: Eukaryota; Metazoa; Arthropoda; Arachnida; Araneae; Uloboridae
Product: lysine-specific demethylase 8-like
Exons: 9
Coding region: 2-1237 (411 amino acids)
Cellular component (GO): nucleus
Molecular function (GO): histone H3K36 demethylase activity
Source: RefSeq, a predicted model, not a curated record